CAUCACUGGACUUGUUUUCAAAAAGCCAACUAUUUUAAGAGGAAUAAAGGGUGGACUUGUUGCAGUUGCUGUAGGAUUCUAAGUCCAGGUGAUUGUUUCAAAAGAAGCAUCAACAACAACUGAAAAUAUUCAUAUGAUAUCUAUAUUUCAAUCAUGGACCAAAAUCAACAUUUGGAUAAAACAGCAGAGGCACAAUCUUCAGAGAAUAAGAAAACAAGACACUGCAAUGGAUUGAAGAUGUUCUUGGCAGCUCUGGCACUCAGCUUUAUUGCUAAGGCACUAGGUGCAGUUGUUAUGAAAAGUUCCAUCAUUCAUAUAGAAAGGAGAUUUGAGAUAUCCUCUUCUCUUGUUGGUUUUAUUGAUGGAAGCUUUGAAAUUGGAAAUUUGCUUGUGAUUGUAUUUGUGAGUUACUUUGGAUCCAAACUACACAGACCAAAGUUAAUUGGAAUCGGUUGUUUAAUUAUGGGAAUUGGAGGUGUUUUGACUGCUUUGCCACAUUUCUUCAUGGGAUAUUACAGGUAUUCUAAAGAAAUUAAUAUUGAUUCAUCAGAAAAUUCAACAUCGACCUUAUCCACCUGUUUAAUUAAUCAAAUUGUAUCACUCAAUAGAACAUCACCUGAGAUAGUGGGAAAAGGUUGUGUGAAGGAAUCUGGGUCAUACAUGUGGAUAUAUGUGUUCAUGGGCAAUAUGCUUCGGGGAAUAGGGGAGACUCCCAUAGUACCACUGGGGCUUUCUUACAUGGAUGAUUUUGCUAAAGAAGGACAUUCUUCUUUGUAUUUAGGUAUAUUGAAUGCAAUCGCAAUGAUUGGUCCAAUCAUUGGCUUUACCCUGGGAUCUCUGUUUUCUAAAAUGUACGUGGAUAUUGGAUCUGUAGAUCUAAGCACUGUCAGGAUAACUCCUAAUGAUUCUCGUUGGGUUGGAGCUUGGUGGCUUAAUUUCCUUGUGUCUGGACUAUUCUCCAUUAUUUCUUCCAUACCAUUCUUUUUCUUGCCCCAAACUCCAAAUAAACCACAAAAAGAAAGAAAAGCUUCAUUAUCUUUGCCUGUGUUGGAAACAAAUGAUGGAAAGAGUCAAACAGCUAAUUUGACCAGUCGAGGAAAAAAUAUUACCAAAAAUGUGACUGGUUUUUUCCGGUCUUUUAAAAGCAUCCUUACUAAUCCCCUGUAUGUUGUAUUUGUGCUUUUGACGGUAUUACAAAUAAGCAGCUAUAUUGGUGGUUUUACUUAUGUCUUCAAAUAUGUAGAGCAAGAGUAUGGUCAGCCUUCAUCUAAGACUAACGUCUUAUUGGGAAUUGUAACUCUACCUAUUUUUGCAAGUGGAAUGUUUUUAGGAGGAUAUAUCAUUAAAAAAUUCAAAUUGAGCCCAAUUGGAAUUGCCAAAUUCUCAUUUUUUACUGCUGUCAUGUCAUUGUUCUUUUACCUAUUAUAUUUUUUCAUACUCUGUGAAAAUAAAUCAGUUGCCGGCCUAACCAUGACCUAUGAUGGAAAUAAUCCAGUGACAUCUCAUAGAGAUGUACCAUUUUCUUAUUGCAACUCAGACUGCAAUUGUGAUGAAAGUCAAUGGGAACCAGUCUGUGGAAACAAUGGAAUAACUUACAUCUCACCUUGUCUAGCGGGUUGCAAAUCUUCAAGUGGCAAUAAAAAGUCUAUAGUGUUUCAUAACUGUAGUUGUUUGGAAGUAACUGGUCUCCAGAACAGAAAUUACUCAGCCCAUUUGGGUGAAUGCCCAAGAAGUGAUGCUUGUAUAACGAAAUUUUACUUUUUUGUUGCAAUACAAGUCUUGAAUUUAUUUUUCUCUGCACUUGGAGGCACCUCAUAUUUCAUGCUGAUGGUUAAAAUUGUUCAACCUGAAUUGAAAUCACUUGCACUGGGUUUCCACUCAAUGGUUAUACGAGCACUAGGAGGAAUUCUAGCUCCAAUAUAUUUUGGGGCUCUGAUUGAUACAACAUGUAUGAAGUGGUCCACCAACAACUGUGGCACACGUGGGUCAUGUAGGAUAUAUAAUUCCACAUUAUUUUCAAAGGUCUACUUGGGCUUGUCUUCAGUGUUAAGAGUCUCAGCACUUGUUUUAUAUAUUAUAUUAAUUUAUGCCAUGAAGAAAAAAUUUCAAGAGAAAGAUACCAAUGCAUCAGAAAAUGGAAGUGUCAUGGAUGAAGCAAACUUAGAAUCCUUAAAUAACAAUAAACAUUUUGUCCCUUCUGCUGGGGCAGAUAGUGAAACACAUUAUUAAGGGGAGAAAAAAAGUCACUUCUGCUUCUGUGUUUCCAAACAGCAUUGCAUUGAUUCAGUAAGAUGUUAUUUUUGAGGAGUUCCUGGUCCUUUCACUGAAAAUUUCCACAUCUUUUAUGGUGAAAGUAUUAAUAAGCCGAUGAAUUUAUAAUAAAACAAACUAUACGUAGCAAAAAUGAGAGUAUUCAUUGUUAUGUUGUAGCUAUGUAUUUGUGGUUAAGGCUAGACUAUAAGAUCCAUACAAAUUUAAAGUAAGAGGCAUGGUUAUUGUGUAAUAAAAGAAAAACUACUUGUUCAAGUAACUGUAAUUCUUAAUAAAAUAAAUGAGUAGAAUACAGGUAGAAGUUAAAAAGAAGGAGCUAGAUUAGUAUCCUAAGUAAAGAGAAAUGCCUAAUGUCUAUUUUGUAUUAAACAAACAAACAUGCAGUUUGAACUGUAAUACUGAGGCCUGAAGUCUAGCCUGGAUGAAUGCUACAAUAAUAUCUGUUACUCACAUAAAAUUAUAUAUUUCACAGACUUUCUUAAUGUAUAAUUAAUUAUUUUGGUCAAGUAAAUUUAGAAUACAUUUAAAUAUUAAUGAAGAAAUAAAGACAUUCCAAUAUUUGCAAGCUGUGAUUGUUAAACAACAUAAUACAUUACGUGUUAAGUUUCUGUUGGAUUUAAUGGAUUAAGAAAAAUUGACUUUGACUAAUGUAGCCACUCUUAUACUUAUCUUAGCUAGAUUUCCUGGAUCAUUUGCUGCACCUUCUACGUCAGCACUUUCUUCUUCACUUUCCACUUAGGUAAUGAAACCAGCUUCUUUUUUUAAACCCCAUGAACUAAAUUCUAUAGCAUUUUUUCUUUUGCAGCUUUCCCACCUCUCUUAGUUAUCAUAGAAUGACAGAGAGGUAGGGCCUUACUCUAGAUUAGAUUUGGCCUAAGGGAACAUUAUGGCUGCUUUGAUCUUCUAACCAGGCUACUGAAGUUUUCUCUAUAUUAGCAAUAAGUCUGUUUCACUUUGUUAUUAUUUGUGUGUUCACUGAAGUAGGACUCUUAAUUAUUUUCAAGUACUUUCUUUUUGCAUUCACAACUUGGUUAACUAUUGAAUGCAAGAUGCUUAGUUUUGACUUACCUUGGCUCUUGAUAUGCCUUCCUCACUAAACUUAAUCAUUUCUAAAAUUUGAUUUAAAAUGAGAGAUGUGUGACUCUUUCUUUCACUCAAACACCUAGAGGUCAUUGUAAGGUUAUUAAUUGUCUUAAUUUCUAUGUUGUUCUGUCUCAGGACAUAGGAAGGCCCAAGGAGGGAGGUAUAGCAAUAGCUGAUUGGCAGAGCAUUCAGAACACACACAGUUUUAUUGAUUAAGUUCCACAUAUUAUAUGGGCAUGGAUAGUGGCAAGUCGAAUCAAUUACAAUAGUAACAUCAAAGAUCACUAACCACAGGUCACUAUCACAGAUACAAUAACAAUGAAUAAGUCUGAAAUAUUGUGAGAAUUAGCAAAAUGUGACACAGAGACAUAAAGUGAGCACAUAUUUUUGAAAAACUGAUGUCAAUAGACUUGUUUGAUGCAGGAUUGCCACAAACUUUCAAUUUGAAAAAAAAAAAAAAA
Molecule: messenger RNA, 3815 nt
Organism: Cercocebus atys (sooty mangabey)
Lineage: Eukaryota; Metazoa; Chordata; Mammalia; Primates; Cercopithecidae
Gene: SLCO1B1
Product: solute carrier organic anion transporter family, member 1B1
Exons: 15
Coding region: 154-2229 (691 amino acids)
Biological process (GO): transmembrane transport; sodium-independent organic anion transport
Cellular component (GO): membrane
Molecular function (GO): protein binding
Source: RefSeq, a predicted model, not a curated record